This is a messenger RNA of Peniophora sp. CBMAI 1063, 2082 nucleotides long. Lineage: Eukaryota; Fungi; Basidiomycota; Agaricomycetes; Russulales; Peniophoraceae. The record is from the annotation of a GenBank genome assembly.
AUGUGCGGGAUCUUCGCAUACUGCAACUACCUCAAGGACAAGUCGCGCAAGGAGGUGUGCGACAUCCUGACGACCGGUCUCCAACGUGAGGAGUACCGCGGUUACGACUCUGCCGGUAUCGGCAUCGACGGCGACGGCAAUGACGCCGUCUACUUCUUCAAGGAGGUCGGCAAGGUCGCCGGUCUCCGCAAGAAGAUCUCCGAGGCGACCGUCGACAUGUCCAAGAUCUUCUCCUCCCAGGUCUCGAUCGCCCACACCCGCUGGGCCACUCACGGCCCGCCGAGCGUCGUCAACUGCCAUCCUCUGCGCUCGGACCCCGCAGCUGACUUUAUCGUCGUCCACAACGGCAUCGUCACCAACUCGAACGCUCUCCGUCUUGUCCUCCAGAACCGCGGCUACAAGUUCGAGAGCGAGACGGAUACCGAGGCCGUCGCGAUCUUGACCAAGUACAUAUACGACACCCAGCACGACAAGAACAUCGCUUUCACCGACCUCGUCAAGCUCGUCCUUAAGGAGCUCGAGGGCUCCUUCGCCUUCGUCUUCAAGUCGAAGCACUACCCGAACGAGAUUGUCACCGCCCGCCGCGGUUCGCCGCUCCUCAUCGGUGUCAAGACCGAGAAGAAGCUCAAGGUCGACUUUGUCGACGUCGAGUUUGCCGGCCAGGACGAUAAGAAGCUCCAGCCGCCGCAGAGCACGAGCAACCUCCUCGCCCCGCCCUCGUCCGGCUCGAAGAUCAUGCGCUCCCAAUCCCGCGCCUUCAUGUCCGACGACGGCAUCCCGCAGCCGAUCGAGUUCUUCGUCGCCUCGGACGCAGCGGCCAUCGUCGAGCACACCAAGCGCGUGCUCUACCUCGAAGACGACGACAUCGCGCACAUCGCCGAGGGCGAACUGCACAUCCACCGGCUCCGCCGCAACGAGGACGGCGCGCCGCAGACGCCUGCGGUGCGCUCGAUCGAGACGCUCGAGAUCGAGAUUGCGGAGAUCAUGAAGGGCAAGUUCGACCACUUCAUGCAGAAGGAGAUCUACGAGCAGCCCGAGUCGGUCGUCAACACCAUGCGUGGACGCGUCAACUUUGACACGAACCAGAUCACGCUCGGCGGUCUGCGCGCGUACCUCCCCAUCCUCCGUCGCGGACGCCGCAUCGUGUUCUCGGCCUGCGGAACGUCGUACCACUCGUGCAUCGCCACGCGCGCCAUCUUCGAGGAGCUCACCGAGAUCCCGGUCAGCGUCGAGCUCGCCAGCGACUUCCUCGACCGCAAGACGCCCAUCUUCCGCGACGACGUCUGCGUGUUCGUCUCCCAGUCCGGCGAGACGGCCGACACGAUCCUCGCGAUGCGCUACUGCAUCGAGCGCGGCGCGCUGUGCGUCGGCGUCGUCAACACCGUCGGCAGCACCAUCUCGCGCGAGACGCACUGCGGUGUGCACAUCAACGCCGGGCCCGAGGUCGGCGUCGCGUCGACCAAGGCGUACACGUCGCAGUACAUCGCGCUGCUCAUGAUGGCGCUGCAGAUGAGCGAGGACAGGCUGUCGCUCGUCGAGCGCCGCCAGCAGAUCAUCCAGGGCUUGCACGCGCUGCCCGCGCAGAUUCGCACGGUGCUCGAGGGCGACGUGAACCUGAAGGACCUCGCGCAGACGGUGCUCAACACGAGCAAGAGUCUGCUGCUCAUGGGCCGCGGGUACCAGUACGCGACCUGUCUCGAGGGCGCGCUCAAGAUCAAGGAGAUCAGCUACAUGCACUCGGAGGGCAUCCUCGCCGGCGAGCUCAAGCACGGCCCGCUCGCGCUCAUCGACGAGAACAUGCCCGUGAUCAUCGUCAUGACGCGCGACGCGCUCUUCCCGAAGGUGCAGAGCGCGUACGCGCAGAUCACGGCGCGCAAGGCCGCGCCGAUCGUGCUGUGCAAUGAGGGCGACGAGGGCAUCCCGAAGGGCGUGCAGACGAUCCGGGUGCCGCAGACGGUGGACUGUUUGCAGGGGCUGUUGAACGUUAUUCCGUUGCAGUUGCUGUCGUACCAUUUGGCGGUUAUGAAGGGCUUUGACGUCGACUUCCCGCGUAACCUUGCCAAGUCGGUCACCACGGAGUAA